AUGUAUGGGACUCUUGCCUGCCUCUCCUUCUUCCUGACUUGCUCCUUCGCAAGAAGCGUCGGUAAUGCACACCAACACACUGCUCGUACGACUGCACAGUAUGCUCAGAAGCAGCCGCCGUUGGACACUCCUUGGACGGAGGAUGUCGGCACAAAUCCGUGGCCCGAGUAUCCCCGUCCACAGAUGGCGCGGAGUCAGUGGCAGAAUUUGAACGGUAUAUGGCAGUAUCAGAGUGCUUCCAGCCUGAAUGAUAGCCAAUACCCGCCUUUCGGACAAGAUCUGGCUCAAGAGGUCCUGAUUCCCUCGUGCCUCGAAAGUGGACUCUCUGGAAUCCAGGGAACAAACACGCUAUAUUCUUGGUUCAGGACCAACUUUACAGUUCCAAAUUCUUGGAAUGGAGAGAGCGUUCUCCUGAACUUUGGAGCUGUAGACUAUGAAGCUACUGUUUUCGUCAACGGGAAGCAGGCUGGUUUCAACCGUGGUGGCUAUUUCGAAUUCACCGUCGAUAUCACCCAAUAUGUCGACACUUCGGCAUCUAACGAGAUGUUAGUAUUGGAUACCACAUGUGUCAAACCUCAUACUGACAGCACUAGGCUUGUUUUUGUGCAUGACCCGACCGAUAGCGAUGGCUAUGUCAUCCCCAUCGGCAAGCAGCGAUUAAUCCCGUCGCAUAUCUUCUACACUCCCUGCAGUGGAAUUUGGCAGAGCGUAUGGAUCGAAACUGCUCCGGCAAACUAUGUGACGCAACUUGAUCUUAGCGCCGACAUGCACGGCCAAGUCAAUGCCACCGUACACAGCUUUAUAGGCAAUGGCACAACAGUCAAUAUCUCUGUGAUAGAUGGCGAUGAUGUGGUCGGAUCUGCCAGCGGCUUGUCCGAUCGGCCUCUCUUGUUCAAUGUUUCCGACCCCAAGCUUUGGUCUCCGGACUCGCCCAAUCUGUAUAACGUGACAGUCACCAUGGGGCAAGACAAGAUCUCCAGUUACACUGGUUUCCGCACAAUCUCGAAGGGUACUGUGGAUGGUGUUGUCCGGCCCCUAUUGAACGGAAACUUCAGCUUUAUCUUUGGUACCCUGGAUCAGGGGUACUGGCCAGAUGGACUUUACACUCCACCAAACCGUGAGGCCAUGGUCUAUGACCUGAAGUUCCUUAAAGACAUGGGCUUCAAUAUGGUCCGCAAGCAUAUCAAAGUUGAACCGGCGCUCUGGUACCGUGCAUGUGACGAAAUGGGUCUUCUGGUCAUCCAGGAUAUGCCAUCUCUCCGACCGCUGGAGACCACAGUCGACGCAAACGGCGUUUCUGUAACCAUAUUGCCAGAUGCAGACCAGCAAAAUGAAUUUGGAAGGCAACUGGAGGUUCUUGUUAAUCAGCUCAAGAGCUAUCCUAGCAUCUUUGCCUGGGUGAUUUACAACGAAGGAUGGGGCCAGAUCACCAGCUACUACCCCGAAUUUAACCUGACGUCGAUUGUGAAGCAACUUGACCCCACUAGACUGGUUGAUGCGACAUCUGGCUGGCAUGACCACGGUGCGGGCGACUUUAGCGACAACCACCACUAUGCGAACCCCCAGUGCGGCACUCCGUUCUAUUCUAUCGACUCCAGCCCGUAUGACCCCAACCGGAUUGGCAUCCAAGGAGAGUUUGGUGGACUUGGAAACAACGUUUCAAUCGAGCAUCUUUGGAACAACCAAGAAGCGAUCAACAGCAUCAACCAGACUUAUGAAAUUGAUACGGACGUGGAUGCUUGGAACUACCGCAGUCACCUUCUGCUGUCCGAGCUGCAGGAUCAGGUCCGCUUGUAUGCCUGCAGUGUUGGUGUAUGGACUCAAACUGUCGAUGUUGAGGGUGAGGUGAACGGAUUGAUGACGUACGAUCGGCGCGUCAAGCGAGUGAACGAGACUCAGUGGAAGGACGAUAUCCAGGGUCUCUAUGAUGCGGCGUCCAAGAGGACCAAUUCUUCGUCGACUAAUUGA
Molecule: messenger RNA, 1968 nt
Organism: Aspergillus niger
Lineage: Eukaryota; Fungi; Ascomycota; Eurotiomycetes; Eurotiales; Aspergillaceae
Exons: 7
Coding region: 1-1968 (655 amino acids)
Biological process (GO): carbohydrate metabolic process
Molecular function (GO): hydrolase activity, hydrolyzing O-glycosyl compounds
Source: RefSeq, a predicted model, not a curated record